Menidia menidia (Atlantic silverside) is the source of this 1484-nucleotide messenger RNA. The record is from the annotation of a GenBank genome assembly. Lineage: Eukaryota; Metazoa; Chordata; Actinopteri; Atheriniformes; Atherinopsidae.
CUUUGUUGAAAUAAUAUGUAUUGUCUGCUCUAUUCCUGUUUCUGUAAUGUUAAACUAAAAUGUAGCAACAUCAACAUUACAUUUUGAAAAGCUGACCGGAUAUUUGCUCCACAACUAGCUUCAUUUGCUUAGAAAACGGUGUUUUUAAAAGGAAACCAAGGUUGUUGGUGUCUGCUGUGGGCAAAGCAGGUGGAAGGUCGUAGGUUGCUGGGUCCUGUGGAUCAGAGGAGCGGUGCCAUUUCCCUCUCUUUCCUCUUACGCCCCCCUUCCCCGUGUGUGUUUCCCUGUGUACUAGUGACCCUGCUCCCCUACCCACCUCCUACCUGAUCCCUCCUGCUGUGUUGCCAAUCAAGCCCGACGCUCCCCUCCCACCCCAUGCUUGGAACAAAGCCAGCGCACUGCCAGCCCAAUGACUGCCUGGAUCGUCCUGCCUGUCAGCCUGUCUGCCUUCUCCAUCACAGGGAUAUGGAUAGUGUACGCCAUGGCCGUGAUGAAUCACCACGUCUGUCCCGUGGAGAACUGGUCCUACAACGUAACCUGCACAGAGGAGCUGCCCCGGCCCGGCUUCCCCAAGACCUGCUGCACCAUCCAGGACAUCCCCCUCAUCAGUAAAUGUGGCUCCUUCCCUCCUGAGAGCUGCCUGUUCAGCCUGAUCGGCAACGUGGGAGCCUUCAUGGUGGUCAUGGUGUGCUUCCUGCGCUACGCCCAGGUGAUCGAGCACAGCCACCACUGCUGGGUCAACACCAGCGCGCUGGUGUCCGGCUGCACCAACGCCGUGGGCCUGGUCAUGGUGGGCAACUUCCAGGUGGAUCACGCCAAAUCCCUUCACUACGUGGGGGCCGGCGUGGCGUUCCCCGCCGGGCUGCUGUUUGUGUGCCUGCAGUGUGUGCUGACCUACCGAGUGGCCGUCACCACCCUGGACUACUGGAUGGCCCACUUCCGGGUGGCCCUGGCCCUGGGGGCCAUGAUCUCCCUGGUGUUCAGCGGCAUCUUCUUCAUCCACGAGAGCUUCGUGCUGCAGCACGCCGCCGCCAUCUGCGAGUGGGUGUUCACCGUGGACAUCCUGGUCUUCUACGGCACCUUCACCUACGAGUUCGGCACCGUGUCCCGCGACACCAUGAUGGCGGGCCUGCAGCAGGGCGAGCACGCCUCGGGGGUCAUCAUGGGCCCCGGCUCGCGGGGCUCCACGCUGGGCGGGGCCUCCAAGGGCCUGAAGUCCCCGGGGGGGAGCAGCACCUCCACACAUCUCAACUGCACCCCAGAGAGCAUAGCCAUGCUGUAGCUGCGCCCGGGGGGGGCUCCUCUGUCUUUUAACUUUUGAACCGACCAUUGGUAACGUUACCUUUUCUUUCUCCGCCUGUGGUUAAGCAGGCGGCUUCAGUCCCGGUUUGGGGGGGUUUUAGGAGGAGGGCUGAAUGUAGGGAGCCAGCCUGAGCUCUGGAGCCAUGAAUGUUCUGUCCGGGUAGUUCUGCAUGAACCAGAGA